Molecule: messenger RNA, 924 nt
Organism: Closterium sp. Yama58-4
Lineage: Eukaryota; Viridiplantae; Streptophyta; Zygnematophyceae; Desmidiales; Closteriaceae
Source: the annotation of a GenBank genome assembly
AUGGCGUUAGUGCUAGCUCUUCCGUCAACUGCCAAGGCGGCAUGUGGCAAUCCCUCACGCUUCAUGAACCGACGAGCUACUGAAAAGCCUCACUCGUCGGCGCUCACGCAACUCGACAGUUCCAGAAUUUGCUGCCGCCCGUUACAGGCACAUCGGCGCUUUCGCGUCUCGGCUUCUUCCGCUAACAGCGACGGAGGUCGUUCCGCGGAAGCUUCGUCGGCAACUUCCGCGUCUCCCACCACAGCUGAUGCAAAUGACGUCACGACGACGUCAGCGGGUCGCGAUACCGAGUCUGGCAAGGAAGCGCCACGGCAAUCAGCUGCCACGUCAUCGUCCGGCCGGUCGCGACGCGCGGCGGAUUCGACGGACUGGAUAGCUUCGGCAGUGACUCGUAGGUUCGGCAUCGGCGCGGGGCUGGCGUGGGUGGGGUUCCUGGCGUUCGGCGUGGUGUCGGAGCAGAUUAAGACGCGGCGCGAGGUGUUUCUGGAAGAAAGCAACACGCGGGAUGUGGAGGACGCAGAGGAGACGGAGCUCCCCAGCGGAGUCAGAUUCACCGACCUGAGAGUCGGAGGCGGUGCAUUCCCCCAGAAGGGAGACCUGGUGCUUGUCUCCCUUACAGGCCGCGUCUCAUUACCAGCACAAGCCGAAUCCGAGUCUGAACCGGUUACAUUUAUCGACACUACAGCGCCUGGGGCGCGGGACCUGGUGUUCUCGUUUGGCGUGCGGCCGUUCCCCAGGGGGGUCACGGAGGGGCUCGUGUCAGCAAUGGCGACGAUGCGGGCGGGCGGUAGGCGAAAAGUUUUGGUGCCCACGGAUUUGGGCGGUGAAUCGUUUGCAGGCGGAGGGGGAGGGGGUGGUGGUGCUGGUGGGGCGAUUCUAGAGUAUGUCGUGGAGCUGAAACGUGUGUCCAUCCCCCCUUCAUAG